Messenger RNA from Neurospora crassa OR74A, 2656 nucleotides. RefSeq lists its product as hypothetical. Gene Ontology annotation, molecular function: tRNA-specific adenosine-34 deaminase activity. Lineage: Eukaryota; Fungi; Ascomycota; Sordariomycetes; Sordariales; Sordariaceae. The transcript is spliced from 2 exons. The record is from RefSeq and is a predicted model, not a curated record. Bases 950 to 2197 code for a protein of 415 amino acids. Gene Ontology annotation, cellular component: nucleus; cytoplasm.
CGGGAUUGGUUGCUGGGCUACAUGUGAAAGCGGGACCCCGCAGCAUACAAUAUACAGUAAGUACACUUACAUACAGAUUGAAAAGAUAGCGGGGCAGGCAAAGGUCAGUCAGUUCAUGAACCUCAAAACUUUGAGUUUGACCAAGGACAUGGAACAACGAGCAAAAAGCCCCUUUCGUUGCCUGCCGAAGAAGCAAUCGCUUUUUUCCGUUGAGGUUGUUCCCUCUGGGGGGAAGCCUGGUCCCGGUCUGCGCCAGUGCAUGGUGUGGAAUGCGGACGAAAAUCCAUCAAAUGUUUGCGGCCUCCCGUGACGCGGGGUGGCCCUGACCCUGACAUUCAAAUGUUCGGAGAUACAGUCUCUGUGGUGGGGGACUGUCCGCUAUCCGCUCAGGUGGGGCAUAUUUUUUUUGUCUGAAUGAGCCCGGUCCCGACAGAGACGGCGACACGACCCAAGGACCUACCCAGCCACGGGCAACGCGCACGCAAACGGGCAAUAAGCGACGGCAAGCUGGAAGCGCAUCUCUGUGCUUUCACUCUUUGCGACAUUGCACUGGCAGUUUGCUUUCCUCAGCUGCUUGGUUGACGACGGGAAAACAUUGUCUGUUCUUUCCCGGCUCUGGAUCCUCCUUUCGUCUUGCUGGACAGGUACUAGCCACUCUCACCACUAUGGUUCCCUCCCUUCUUCCUCAAUCGGUCCAGUCUCGCUCAUUCACCCGCGACCAAGUUCUCCUCAAGCCUCUACCUUGCCAGUUUUGCUCGACCCUCUCUUCAGCCUGAUCCCGAGAACCUGCUGCCAUCAUACCUCUACGCUCCGGCUCCGAACGAUCUCUACACCUUCAGUACGACGGUUUACCGACUUCGAGUUUCGCACGCGCUCCAUUCCCUUUCCAGCCGACAUCAUCCAAAUAUCAGAGUUUGCCGGUCAAAGAGCUCUACACACUUUUGCAAAGAUGCCUCACGAGGACAAGUCCAUGGGGGCAGUCCUUGCUGCGCAGGAUCCCAUCAUCCAAAGCCUCGUACGCGAAGAAGUCGACCAUGGAGUCCUUAUUCCCCUCAAGACAACUCUCGAACUAAGGGACGACCACGUUACGGGCCGGGUACUGAUCACCCGAACUCCCGUCAAGUCGGCGAACCCUACUAUCAGCCUCUUGCGCGAUAUGCUACCUGAGGAAAUCGUUAAGGGCGUUCCGCACCUACGCAGAUGCGCCAAGCCAGGCGACCUACCCGCCCAUCUCAAGACCCAAUUCAUGAACGAGACGCCCCAGAGCCGACAAAUCCACACGGGCAAGUCGAACUGGAUCUAUAUCAUUCUUGGUCCCGAGUCCCAGCUGUCGCGCGACGAGCUAGUCCAGGCCCUCAAGACGAUCGAGGGACUGGAAGAAGACAUCUUCAUCCGCAGUGUCCCUGUUCCCAUGGUCGCUCCCACCUCGCAGAUUCAGGCCGCCAUGUGGUCCCAGCACUUCUGGCCCACUCUUUACCGCAAGAAUAACCCUCUUGGACCGCAUCCCGCCAUGGUAUCCCGAAGCACAGAAGAGAUUACAGACGAUGCUGCGAUAUGGAUGACAUUGGCCCACCAGGUGGCCGAGCAGACUCAGGCCGCUGGUCACGGAGAACCCAUGGGGGCUUGUAUCGUCCAGCGUGAGGAAGGCAACAAAGUCACCCUUGUCGCCCUUGCUGCUGACGCUCGUUGGCGCUGCCAGGGAAAGACGGGAUGUACUGGGAAUCCUAUGGCGCAUUCAGUCCUUCGUGCCAUCAGUAUGGUUGCCCAGAAGCUAGUGCGUGCGGAGAACAAGAGGACCGACACGUUCCAAACCCCAAUUCUCGAGUUUGAGGCCUUCCAAGACAAGCCUCUUCUUGACGACGAGCAAAAGGUCUUUGAGAUUGACCAUCCGUCUCCUGAUGGAUACCUCUGCCACGGGCUCGAGAUGUACCUUACGCAUGAGCCUUGCGUAAUGUGCUCCAUGGCCAUCCUUCACUCGCGCAUGGGCAAAGUCGUCUUUCGUCAUCGUAUGCCGCUGACGGGCGGGCUCUGCGCUGAGAACCGUGGCAGCGAUCACCCAUCGCUUAAUGGCGCGGACGGUGGUCGUGGCCUUGGGCUGUUUUGGCGGCGAGAACUCAACUGGAGCUUGGUGGCCUGGGAAUGGGAGUCCAAUGGCUGCUUAAAGCCGCUGCCGGUCAACCAGAUGAUCCAUGCCUGAUGAUGUUGUGAAGAAUGGAGGGGAAGUAGGUGGUACGCAUUACAGGAAACUGCUAUAAUCUCACAGGGUACGCUUUGGUAUGCACUUUUUUUGGGGGGAGAGGGUUGCGGAAACAGACGGCAGAGGAAUUAGGUAGUCCUCUCUGGCCUCUCUGUCGGUUUUUGAUGUUAUUGAACAAGCAUUUUUGAGCAAACAAAGGGUCGGAAACAGGAGCAGAGGGUUACGGCGUUUGGCAAAGGUUUUAUCCCCCCAUUGUCCUUUUAAGUUGAGCAUCAGUUGCAUGGUAGCGAGAGCCCGCAAGCAGGCGUUACGAAAGGACAAGAUUACUGGACUGGCCGUUCUGGUCUUAUGAGGUAGAGAUAUUUGCUGCUGGAAUACUGCAUGGAUGGGUUUGAACAAAUGGAAGAGCUAGCUCGGCGUCAUUGCUUACAAUGAGAAAAUCAAUUCCCUUUAACGGAG